AUGGAAGACAUGAACGAGGUGUUGGAGAGUCAAAUGCGAGAAACUAGAGAAAGAAGGCGUAGACGAGCUUCAGGCAAAAUGGUGCAGAGGGAACUAGAUCAGCAAAUUGCCACAGCAGUGGCUUUGCUUGAUGAAGAAAACCAAAGCCGCCGUGGUUCACGAGAAGGCCAUGGCCCGAAUAUGGACAGACAUAGACAUUCUUGGGGUAAGAAUGUUCUAGAAGAUGAUUUUAUCCCAACUUCUCUGUACUCUGAUAAAAAUUGUGCUGGAAAUUUAGGACUUCUUCCCGAGCAAAAGUUCACUGCUGUUAUACGAAUGUUGGAGUAUGGGUCAUCUGCUGAUCAGGUGGAUGAGAUUGCCCAGAUGGGGAAGUCCACUGCUUUGGAGAGCUUGGUGAGAUCUUGUGAUGCAGUCGAAACUCUGUACAACAGGGACUACCUGCGCAGACCUACGCCUAGGGUCCUGCAACGGCUUCUACAAAAAGCCGAAGCUCGAGGAUUUCCAGGAAUGGUUGGUAGCAUCGACUGCAUGCACUGGCAGUGGAAGAAUUACCCAACUGCUUGGCAAGGAGAUUAUGAGAAUCGGAAAGGGCAAAAAAGUAUCAUCCUUGAAGCCAUUGCAGGAUUUGAUACAUGGGUUUGGCAUGCUUUCUUCGAAGUUGCCGAAUCUCAAAACGACUUGAACGUCCUGGGUCAAUCCCCGGUGUUCAAUGAUGUUUUGAGAGGUGAAUCCCCGAAUGUCACCUAUGAAAUCAACAAUACCGUCUACCAGAAUGGGUAUUAUCUAGCUGACAGCAUCUACCCGAGGUGGACCACAUUUGUGAAAUCAAUUCUGCAUUCGCGAUCCCAGAAGCAGAAAUUAUUUGCUGCCCAUCAAGAGGGGUACAGAAAACAUGUGGAAAGGUGCUUUGGUAUCCUCCAAGCCCGGUGA
Molecule: messenger RNA, 930 nt
Organism: Prunus avium (sweet cherry)
Lineage: Eukaryota; Viridiplantae; Streptophyta; Magnoliopsida; Rosales; Rosaceae
Source: RefSeq, a predicted model, not a curated record